Messenger RNA from Rotaria sp. Silwood2, 468 nucleotides. The record is from the annotation of a GenBank genome assembly. NCBI's taxonomy places the organism in Eukaryota, Metazoa, Rotifera, Eurotatoria, Philodinida, Philodinidae.
AUGGAAUCAAAUAAUGUUCAUCAUUCACAUGACGAAGAAAACGAUCAACAAAAAGUUGCAAUUUUUAAAUCACAACUUAAAAAUAUUGAGAGAAAUAAUCGAACUCUACCUUCAUCAAAGAUAAUUGAUCAAUUAGUAACUUCUAUGGAAUUAACUGAAACACAACUGGUUAUGAUUCCACGUCGACAUGCAUUAUAUCAAACUAUUUAUCGUGCUAGAAGUGAAACAAUUCCAUCUCUUCCAAAAUCUAUAGAACUUUUGAUUACAGAAGAAACUGUUGUACGUAUGAAACAUUUUCAAUUGUUAAAUGGAAAAACAAAAUCAGUUAAUAAAACUGUUUGCGAUGGUGUUAUUGAAAUAAAUCAAAAACUUAUUGAAUUAAAUCGAAAAUUUGCAGAUGAUGAAUUUGAACUUGAUGAGUGUCUUACAUCACUUUCAGCAUUAGUCGGUGUAAAAUAUGAUAAAUAG